Messenger RNA from Seminavis robusta, 2453 nucleotides. Lineage: Eukaryota; Bacillariophyta; Bacillariophyceae; Naviculales; Naviculaceae. The record is from the annotation of a GenBank genome assembly.
CAAACAGCUGCUUUGCCAUGAGCAUUGGGGUAACAACAGAUUCACACAAAAAACCAAGAAUGAAGUUUCAGUCAUUUAUUAUAGGCUUAGUCUUAAGGUUGGAUUGUCAGGCUUAUUGAGGCAGUACCUUUUAGCUCAGCACCAUCAUUGUAUAGCUCUGCUUUCAGGGUGAAUGGAGUGCUGGAAUAGCCAGCUGAUCCAAAAUCUGAUGAAGCACAUGCACUAGGGCAGACAGCAUAUGCUUCUGCAGUGUCCUCCUCCACAAGUUCAUUGUUCACAUAAAACUUCACAAACCAAGUUGCUGCCCCACCUGUUUUUGCCACAUAAAUGUUGUAAUCAUAUCCCAAUGAGGAGACAGUGAUAGUUUCACCACCUGACAAUGAUUGCUUCACAUCGCUGUUGCUCGCAUCAACAAGAAAGAAGCCUACUAGCUGACCCGAUAUCACCGUAGCUGCGGUUGGAGUUGCUGAUGGCAUGCUUGAGGGGCUAACGCUUGGGCUUCCUGAUGGCACUGAUGAAGGGCUUUUUGAAGGCUGCUGUGAAGGUUGUCCAGAUGGCAUGACUGAUGGUAAUGAAGACAGGGUAAUGCUAGGGCUUUCUGAUGGCGUUUGUGAAGGGCUGCUCGAAGGCUGCUGUGAAGGCUGACCAGAUGGCAGGACUGAUGGCGAUGAAGAUGGAGCAAGGCUUGGGACUGAUGAUGGAGCUGCAGAAGGAAUCAUGGAAGGUCUACCCGAGGGAACCCUAGAUGGUGGAAUAGAUGGCACUGUUGAUGGUUCAAUGCUUAGGCUUGAGCUUGGGGGUGCUGAAGGGUUGCUGGAUGGCACCCCAGAUAAAGUGGGAGAAUUUGAAGGAAAUUCUGAAGCCGGUGGAACCUUGGAAGGCAUUGAAGAGAUAGUAGGAUAUGAGGAAGGAAGAGGUGAAGGUUGGGCUGAAAGAGAAGGAAAGGCGGAGGGCAGUGCUGAUGAAUCACUUGCACCUGUCGUUGUUGGGGAAGAUGAAGGCAUUGAAGAAAUUGUUGGGGAAAUAGAAGGCAUUGAAGAUCUAGUUGGAUGUGAAGAACUGGUUGGAUUUGAUGAUAUUGUUGGACUUGAAGAAACAGUUGGAGACGAUGAAGUACUUGGUGGAUUGGAAGGCCGUGAGGAAAUCGUUGGGCGUGAAGAAAUAGUUGGAUUUGUAGAAACAGUUGGAAUUGAAGAAAUGGUUGGAGCUGAUGAAGUAGAUGGACGAGCAGAGGGCUGACCAGACAAUUCAGAAGAAGCAGUAGAUGGAGAGUUGGAAGGAAUGCCAGACAUGAUGGUUGGAGACAUGGAACUAGAAGGAACCUGUGAUGGCUGGUCUGUUGGGUCAUUUCCUGAUGGGGGACCGGAAGGCACGGAAGAACUGGUUGGAUUUGAAGAGCUUGAUGGAUGCGCUGAAGGUUGAUCUGAGGGAUCGCUUCCGGUGGUAUUGGAUGGUGUAUCAGAUGGCAUGGAAGAGGUGCUUGGAGAUGUUGAGCUCGAGGGUUGACCUGAAGGUUGCACACUUGCACUUGUAACGGCAGAUGGUGCACUUGAUGGGAUUGUAGAGCUUGUUGGUGGGUUGGACUCAGCAGGCAGCAAUGAUGGCUCCGAUGAAGCAGGCAGUGAAGGGACAAGUGAUGGCAUGGCAGAUGCAGUUGGAAUAGCUGACUUACUAGGGGCUAAGGAGGGAACAUCUGAUGGUGUGGCAGUUGGAGUGUUCUUAAUCAAACUGAAAGUUACCUCCAGAAAUACUCCAAGUGCCAGAUUUCGUCUCACGCUGCCUGAAGAAGGAACGGCCUUGACUGUUAUAUUGAUGGUUGGAACUGUUAACUCUGGAACUGCAAGGUAGUUUCCCUCAAAUGCAUUCUCUCCAUUCAUCAAAUAUGUUGGCCAGGGAUCGUUGUUGUAGAAUGUCCUAUUCAAGUAGAAGUCAACACUCUGAACAUCCAAUUCAGAUGAUGGUACAGCUCUGAUAGUAAGUGAUGAUCCCACAGGGAGUCUGAUCACAUCGCCAUCUGCAAUGCUUUGAAUAUCAGAGCUGUUGCUGUCAACAUCUACAAGAAUCAAGUCAAUAAUUGAGAAGCUGCCUGCUGUGGGGGUUCCUGUUGUUGGGGUGGCAGAGGUAGGAGUUGAUGUGGACGAACUAAUCGUUGGUGGGUUGGUCAUUGCAGGAGCUUGUCCUGGAGUAGGUUCAAUUGAUGGUCUGCGACUAGGCUGCCUACUGGGCACAGAAGAAGGGCUAUUUGUGGGGGGUCUGCUUGUGGGAUUCUGCGUAGAUGGUCUGUUUGUGGGGCUUGGUGUUGGUUGCUUACUUGUGGGAUUGUUUGUUGGUCUGCCGGUCGGUCGCCUUGAGGUUGGUGCGGGCACUGGAUUGGGAGUGGGCCUGCGGGUAGGAGGCCUGCUGGUUGGAGCAGGCACUGGGUUGGGAGUGGGUCUGCGAGUUGGAGGCCUGCU